AUGUCUUUUUACACCGGCCGGAAGGCCUUUCUCGCUACCCUUCUCGUUACCGCCUCUUUCACCGGAGCUGACAGCGCUGUGGCUCCCCAUUUAACAUCUCGUCAAACCAACGCUGCCACUGGCGAAGUGCUCCCAUACCGCAAUGCAACGUUGUGCAUCGACGAAAGACUGGACGACCUACUCUCCCGAAUGACGGUUGCUGAGAAGGCGGGCCAAUUGUUCCAUGCCUCCAUCACAAUGGGCAAGAACGGGACGCUAGCCGAAGCCACGAGUUAUCGCAACAGUUCCGCCAUGGAGAUCGGUGAGAAGCUCAUGUCGCACUUCAACUACGGCGGAGACGUCGAGAAUGUGAGGGAAGUGGCCGAAUGGCACAAUCUACUCCAGCGCACAGCACUGGAAACCCGGCUUGGGAUCCCCAUCUCAAUCUCCUCGGAUCCUCGACAUUCUUUCACAGAGAACAUCGGAACGGGCUUCGCAGCUAAGAGUCUGUCUCAAUGGCCCGAGAGCUUGGGUCUUGCUGCCCUCCGUGACCCAGCAUGGACGCUGAAGUUCGCCGAAAUCGCAAGGGAAGAGUACAUGGCGCUUGGUCUUCGAGGUGCUCUCCACCCGCAGGUGGAUCUUUCCACAGAGUAUCGCUGGGCAAGAAUCGCAAACACCAUGGGCGAGGACGCCAACCUGACGUCUCAGCUCGUCGCGGCAUACAUCAAGGGAUUCCAGGGCGAAGAGCUUGGUCGUAACUCCGUUACCACAGUCACUAAGCAUUUCCCGGGAGCGGGUCCCAUGGAGAACGGCGAAGAUUCGCAUUUCACAUACGGCAAGAACCAAACAUAUCCAGGCCACAACUUCGAACAUCAUCUCAUCCCAUUCAAGGCUGCCAUCGCCGCCGGCGCCCGUCAGAUGAUGCCGUACUACUCCAGACCUAUUGGCACCCAGUACGAAGAGGUCGCAUUCAGCUUCAAUAAAGGUAUCAUCACCGAUCUUCUCCGAAACGAGCUCGGCUUCGAGGGUAUCGUUGUCUCCGACUGGGGUUUGAUUACCGAUACCGUCAUCGCUGGCCAAGACAUGCCUGCCCGGGCUUGGGGAGUGGAGCAACUCUCGGAGCUUGACAGAGCCGCCCGGGUACUUGGAGCCGGAGUCGAUCAAUUCGGAGGCGAGCAGCGUACAGAGCUGAUCGUCGAACUCGUCGAGAAUGACAGUGUCUCUGAGGAGCGAAUAGAUGUAUCCGUCCGCCGUCUCCUCCGCGAGAAGUUCAUUCUCGGCUUGUUCGACAACCCUUUCAUCGAUGUGGACCAAGCAGAGCAGAUUGUCGGCAAUCCAUACUUUGUCCGCCUCGGAGCCGAAGCACAGCGAGCGUCAUACACUCUGUUGAAGAACGAGAACAACUUGCUCCCAAUCAAGAACCCUGCUGGGAUGAAGAUCUACGUCGACGGCUUCAACACGACUUACCUUGACGGCCGCGACGUCACUCUUGUCGAUACUCCCGAAGAAGCAGAGCUUGCUAUUGUUCGACUUCAGGCACCAUUCGAGCCUCGACCUGGCGGAUUCGAAAGCAUGUAUACUGCUGGAUCUCUGGAGUUCAACGCUACGGAGAAGGCUCGUCAAGCGGCCAUAUACAGCGCUGUGCCGACCGUCGUGGAUAUCAAGCUCGGCCGCCCAGCCGCCAUUCCUGAGAUUGCAGAGCAGGCUGCGGCGCUGUUUGGAAACUAUGGAGCCAGCCCCGAGGCACUGCUUAAUAUUAUCUUCAAUGUGCAGGGUGCGAAACCAUUGGGCAAGCUACCAUUUGACUUGCCGAGGAGCGAUGCCGCUGUGGAGGCUAGCAAGGAGGAUGUACCGUUCGAUACUGUCGAUCCUGUGUUCAGGUUCGGAGAUGGACUGGCAUAUGCCGAAGACUGCUGAGAGCUCUAUACAGAGGGAGGUCUCGUCUAGCAACAUCUAUUGCCUUACAUUGGACGCUCAAUAGGCAUGUCACGUACAUGUACGCUUCCUU
Molecule: messenger RNA, 1987 nt
Organism: Zymoseptoria tritici IPO323
Lineage: Eukaryota; Fungi; Ascomycota; Dothideomycetes; Mycosphaerellales; Mycosphaerellaceae
Gene: BTG
Product: beta glucosidase
Exons: 3
Coding region: 1-1896 (631 amino acids)
Biological process (GO): glucan catabolic process
Molecular function (GO): beta-glucosidase activity
Source: RefSeq, a predicted model, not a curated record